ACACCCAGUACGUCAAACUAGUUUUUGAACCUCAGUAUGGAACAAACCAUAUUUCUUGUUUUUGUGGUGAUCUUUGCUGUACGUGGGGUCACCAUCUCCGACUUCAUGUCCAGAAACCCCACUUACGACAACCGGGCAACUCUGUCAACUAAUGUUUUAUCAACACUUAUUUUCCGAAGUUCAAUACACUGUGCAUCUUAUUGCACAAGAAAUGACGAGUGUAAAUCCACCAUGUACAACAUGAACACUCACUCCUGUCAACUUCUGUCUGUUCACAUGGAUGCAGUGUCAGAUACAGGACCACAAACUUACCAUGGAUGGCUGUAUUAUGAGAGAAAAAUUGAUGGAACGAUGCCAACCACCACAACAGUCGAUGUUGAGACCACAGUAGUCAGCACUGAAACUACACAGACAACAUUUGAUUGUUCAAUUUGGCACUAUCGUUUUGGUCAUUGGUAUUUGUUGGAUUCUAAUUACAGAACAUUCAAUGAUUCUCGGACAUUUUGUGCCAGCCUGUCUUCACCAGCUUACGUCAUUGAAGUGCAGUCUCAAGCUGACAAUGACUGGCUUUCAGAAUUGACAUCAACCAAUUGUGGAGUGGCUCACGAAUACUGGCUGAACGGAUACGAUACAGAUAAUUCCGGGACGUUUACGUGGAUUAAUGGUCAAAAUCACACAACGUACACUAACUGGCAUACUGGUGAACCGAAUGAUAGUAAAGGCCUCGGCUCUGAAAAAUGUAUUGCCUCAUCUACUGGAUAUAUGGGAGUUUGGGUUGAUAUUCCAUGCACGGAGAUGAGGCCGGUUGUUUGUGAAAGAAAUGUCUAGUCUCGAAUCUAAUGCCACCGUGUGAAAAGACUUUAUUUUGAGUUUGCGUAUGAAUUUCAAUACCUUUUAGAAUGUACAUCACUUUAAAAAAUUAGAAAACAAUAUCUGCAUCGUAAAGACUGCACAAGACUAAAGAUUUUGUAAUUUCAAGAAAUUAGUCUUCUAAUAUGUUAAUGUGAAAACACUGGGGAAAAACUUAAUUUGAUUAUCAAAAUAUAUGACUCAUUCUUCCAUCUCUAAAAUCUUUGCAUGCCAUAUAUGUAUAUAUUUAUCAAAUUAUGUAUACAUAUCACUAUAUUUGUAAUUCCUUUAUUGUUCUGUGCCACUUCUUCCACGAUUUCCUCUGACGUUAUUGGUCAUAUUGUAUAAUGUUCUGAACCUCAAAUACAUGUACCACAUUUAGAAAGGUGUUAGUAAAUAAACUAAACUGGAUC
Messenger RNA from Magallana angulata, 1262 nucleotides. RefSeq lists its product as uncharacterized. The coding region runs from base 37 to 828 and encodes 263 amino acids. The record is from RefSeq and is a predicted model, not a curated record. The transcript is spliced from 5 exons. Gene Ontology annotation, cellular component: external side of plasma membrane. Gene Ontology annotation, biological process: biological process involved in interspecies interaction between organisms. Gene Ontology annotation, molecular function: carbohydrate binding. NCBI's taxonomy places the organism in Eukaryota, Metazoa, Mollusca, Bivalvia, Ostreida, Ostreidae.